Molecule: messenger RNA, 375 nt
Organism: Phycomyces blakesleeanus NRRL 1555(-)
Lineage: Eukaryota; Fungi; Mucoromycota; Mucoromycetes; Mucorales; Phycomycetaceae
Exons: 5
Coding region: 1-375 (124 amino acids)
Source: RefSeq, a predicted model, not a curated record
AUGGUACACAGUGACAGUAGUACGGCUGUUUUGAACUGUAACUUUGUUUCUCCUUUGUGUCAGAGUCUGACCAUAUCCACUCAUAUUGUGAUGGUUAGCUUGAAAGCACAACAAAGCACAGUAUCAUUAAUGAUACUGUUGGACAACCCCAUUUCAAGAGUCAACACAGCACAUCCAAACAAGAACAAGGACAAAAGCUAUAAUGUACUCAUUUUUGAGGUUCUAGAGUACAGAAAAAUAAAUGAAAACGAUUACUUGAUUACCAGGCAAACGUUGGAAUUGACUUUAUCCUUUGUCAUCAAUAUCUACUACAAUUUACAAGACUUUAUUGUUGCUGCUUUUCUUAACGAAGAACGGAUUGAAACCCCCUAUUAA